Papaver somniferum (opium poppy) is the source of this 1530-nucleotide messenger RNA. RefSeq lists its product as uncharacterized. The record is from RefSeq and is a predicted model, not a curated record. The transcript has 2 exons. NCBI's taxonomy places the organism in Eukaryota, Viridiplantae, Streptophyta, Magnoliopsida, Ranunculales, Papaveraceae. Bases 1 to 1530 code for a protein of 509 amino acids.
AUGCGUGGAGAGGGCAGACCAAGUCCAAUUGGUAUACGUCUUCGUUCGGGCACUUUACUAAAAGACUUCAUCCGAGCGGUGAAUACUCCACUUCCUCCUAGUUCUGCACCAAGUGAAUUCUCGGACUCGGAUGAAGAGGAAGACAACACAAUGGGAGGUCGACCACCUGCUCCAAGAACACUCAAGGAGCUCACUUCUCCAAACAUUGACCAAAAUCCUUUAUGUAUUCAGCUGAAUGGAACCAUUGAGUUGAAGUCGCAAUUGAUUCACUUGCUGCCCAAAUUCAGAGGUUUAUCGGGAGAGGAUCCUAAUCGUCACUUACAACAAUUCCAUCGUGUUGUGACUAGUAUGAAGCAAGCAACUGCAGAUGCCGAUAUGGCUAUGAUGACAGUGUUUCCUUUCUCCCUUAUAGAUGGUGCAGGAGAAUGGUUCUUUUGCUUACCCUCUGGAAGUAUAACCACAGGGAAUGGAAUGAAGAAGUUGGUCCUUGAGAAGUAUUUUCCAGCAUCAAAUGCAGCAGUGAUUCGCAAGGAUAUUUGCGGUAUUAGGAAAAUAUCAAAUUUGAUCAAUGCCGCAAGUGGUGGUGCACUCACCAACAAAACCAUUGCUGAAGCUACAAGCUUGUUAGAAAACAUGGCUGCAAACACUCAACAAUUCUACACUCGAGGUGAAUCAGUGGUAAGGAAAUUGAAUGAAGUUGGUGAUUCUCCACACAUGGAACAGAGGAUGGGUAACAUGGAGAGGAUGAUGCAACAAAUAGCAGCUUCCGUCAUACCAUCAUCACACACCGAAGAUGUUGAGCAAGCAAGUGCUAUGUACCAAAAUCAACAAAGGCAUAGGUAUGAUCCGUACUCCAACACAUACAAUCCAGGUUGGCGUGAUCAUCCCAAUUUCAGCUACGCCAACAAGCAAGCUGCAGAAAAUCCUACUUUCAAUCAACAAGGAGGGUACCAAUUCAUGCAAAGACCACAACAAGAAACUCAAGGUACAAGUGUGGAUGACAAGUUUACUCUUAUGAUGCAAAGUAUGCAAGAGAUUUCAAAGACAAUGCAAGGGUUCAAUCAAUUCCAGCAGAACUCCGAGAUGGCUAUGAGAGAUGUGCAAAACCAAGUUAGUCAAUUGGCUAAUAAUAUGAAUCAACUCAAGGCACAAGGAUCUGGAAAACUUCCUUUGCAACCACUAAAUCAUAAGGAGAAUGUCAAUGCUAUUGAGCUACGAAGUGGGAAACAAGUAGAGAAACCGACAUCAUCACCGGUAACCAAUGAAUAUGAUUUGGAGAAAGAAGAGGGUGAACCAUCCCCUAAAAAGGCUGACCCGGUAACAAAUUCUAACUCUAAAACUCGUGUUUCUACUUAUGCUACUCCUCCUCCUUUUCCUAGAAGGUUUGCAAAGUCGAACAAGGAGACAUUGUACCAAGAGAUUUGGGAGAUCUUUAAGAAGAUUGAAGUGAACAUUCCACUCAUUGAGGCGAUAAGGCAGGUUCCUCGCUAUGCAAAUUUCUUGAAGGAAUUAUGCACAAUCACAAAUUGA